Aethina tumida (small hive beetle) is the source of this 2281-nucleotide messenger RNA. Its product is annotated as RUN and FYVE domain-containing protein 2. Lineage: Eukaryota; Metazoa; Arthropoda; Insecta; Coleoptera; Nitidulidae. Gene Ontology annotation, cellular component: cytoplasm. Gene Ontology annotation, molecular function: metal ion binding. The record is from RefSeq and is a predicted model, not a curated record. The transcript is spliced from 8 exons. The coding region runs from base 292 to 1923 and encodes 543 amino acids.
UUUCUUUAAAAUUAAGAACAUUGUCAGAGUAUCUUUUAAAUUUUCCAAUGUUUUCCUGUAAUCGUUGCAUAUAAGUUAAACCUCUCGCAACAGAUGGCUCGUCGCGCCGCCCUAUUGAUCCGCCGUCAACCCUCGAAUCCCACCCCCGAACGAAUCAAUACAUACUGCAUGAAAACAUCAACAUGUAACGCGUUAAAACAGUGCAUCGCAAUAAAAACCAGCACACAAACCGCGAUUCGUAGGUAUAACCUAACGAAAAUUUACCGCAUUUAAAUCGUACACAACGUUCCGAUGAAAGUCCAGGAGAUUCCGGAGACGGGCACUAACGCCAUGGAGCAGGAGAUCGCGGGCGCCCAAGACACUAUCUACCUGUGCAACUUCCGGGUGUCGGUGGACGGCGAAUGGCUCUGUCUGAAAGAGCUGCAGGACGUUGAGUUCAACAUGCAGGACUCGGUCACUAAAUUGUCGUCGCCUUCGCCCGACGUUCCUGUCCAGCCAUUCGGUCGAGAUCCGGUCGUGAUAGAGCGGAGCAACCUGGUCAACAUAAGUAAAUUGGUAGUGAAGGAACUGAUAGAACAAUCGUUGAGAUAUGGACGGAUGCUGGACUCCGAUCACAUGCCACUUCAGCAUUUCUUCAUUGUUUUGGAACAUGUCCUUAGACAUGGGCUGAGACCUAAGAAGGGUUUGCUUGGACCCAAGAAAGAAUUAUGGGACAUUCUGCAAAUGGUGGAGAAGUAUGCACCUGAAGCCCAGGAUAUAACUGCCAGUGUAAGAGACUUACCUACAGUUAGAACACACAUGGGAAGAGCUCGGGCUUGGCUCCGAUUGGCUUUAAUGCAGAAGAAAUUGGCUGAUUACUUAAAAGUACUAAUAGACCAUAAAGAUGAGGCAUUGGAAGAAUAUUUUGAGCCUGACGCACUAAUGUUAAGUGACGAAGCAAUUGUGAUAAUAGGUCUUUUAGUGGGCCUAAAUGUGAUUGAUUGCAACCUUUGUGUUAAAGAAGAAGAUUUGGAUUGCCCUCAAGGUGUUAUAGACUUUUCAUUGUAUCUAAGAUCUCCAAUACAAAUCACCAACGAAUCAAAUAACGAUCAAGACGAUAACAUGACCACAGUACUUGAUCAGAAGAACUAUAUUGAAGAGUUAAACAGACAUUUAAACGCCACCGUGACAAAUUUGCAAUCAAAGGUGGAAUCAUUGACAACCACAAAUGCGUUAAUGAAAGAAGACUUGGCCAUUUCCAAAAAUAAUUUAAUCGCACUCUACGAAGAAAACAGACAACUGAAACAAGAAUUGGGUCGUGAUGCUGGCGACUACUGCAUGAGUACCAGUGGUGUCCAGAUUAUCAAUCUAAAUGAAUCAGACAAAGGUACCAAAAUCACCCACGGUGAAAUGGACGAAAUAAAACAAAGACUUGAGGAGGAGAGAAAAUUAAGACAGGAAGCCGACAAGGAGUUGGAGAUACAGAUGUGUCUAAAAGCAGAAAUGGAAGUGGCCAUGAAAUUAUUAGAAAAAGAUAUCCAUGAUAAACAAGAUACGAUUGUAUCUUUAAGAAGACAGUUGGAUGAUAUAAAGUUGAUUAAUUUGGAGAUGUAUAAAAAGUUGCAGGAGUGCGAAAUGGAACUGACACAGAAGGGGGAAAUGGUUAGCCGUCUGCAGGCGAAAGCUGGACAGAUAGGGAAAAUACUCAAUAACCUUGAGAAAUAUAAUCACCUAUUGAAGGAUGACAAAAAAGCUUUUGAUAAACACGCAUCCGACAGGAGACAUGUCGCAAAAGGUUUCCGUAAGGAAACGAAAGCGGCCACACCGGUUGCUGAAGACGGGGGAGGCGAACCGCAAAACAAACCCACAACUUCGGAAUCCACUGAAUCGUUCAUUAAACUCGAUUUGGACCUCAAAGCCGAAGAAAUCACUACGGCCGAUUAGGGUCUGAACGAAUAAUUUAUCGCCCAAAAUUUAUUUAAACAUAAAUGGAUAAGCAAUUAUCGAACCUUGAUCUGUUUUAUAAAACUCUCUUUUACAUUUUAAUAACGCUUUGACUAAAUUUGUGUUGCAAUUUCAAUUUUGGACGGUACAAUUGAUUUAAGAUUGAUCAUCUUCAUCGACGGUACAAUUCUGGAAGACAAUUAUGCUUUUGUUGGUGGCACAACUUUUCGAGCAUUUAUAUUCUUUAAAAACAUGGUUCUUUGUAACUACUGAAGACUGAGAAAUGUAGCUUUGGCUUAUUUCAGGAGUGUGAGGCAUCUUUAAAGCAAAAGACAGAGCUUGUAACCAAGUUAGAGGC